Cebus imitator (Panamanian white-faced capuchin) is the source of this 893-nucleotide messenger RNA. RefSeq names its product cytochrome c oxidase assembly factor 4 homolog, mitochondrial. The record is from RefSeq and is a predicted model, not a curated record. Lineage: Eukaryota; Metazoa; Chordata; Mammalia; Primates; Cebidae. The transcript has 2 exons. The coding region runs from base 183 to 446 and encodes 87 amino acids. Gene Ontology annotation, biological process: mitochondrial respiratory chain complex IV assembly. Gene Ontology annotation, cellular component: mitochondrial intermembrane space.
AGAGGCCACCAAUGAAAACGUGAGGUGGGUUCACCGCCCCUUCCGUGUGCGCGCUCCCCACGAGGUCCUUGUUCCUGGGAGGAUGGACCUAAGAUUCCCAACCGCCUGCGAAGCCCAAGCUGCCGCGUAGGUGCACGCGUUCGGGCCCUCUUCUCCCACCUGUUCGACUCCCCACCCCCAAGAUGUCAACCUCAGUCCCUCAAGGCCAUACCUGGACCCGACCUGUGAAGAAAGAAGAGGAGGAGGAGGACCCGCUGGACCAGCUGAUCUCCCGCUCUGGCUGUGCUGCCUCCCACUUUGCAGUGCAGGAGUGCAUGGCCCAGCACCAGGACUGGCGGCAGUGCCAGCCACAGGUGCAGGCCUUCAAGGACUGCAUGAAUGCACAGCAGGCGAGGCGGCAAGAGGAACUGCAGAGGAGGAAAGAACAAGCCAGUGCCCACCACUGAGACCCCAUACCACCUAUCCCCAGUAGAUGGCCCUGCCAAAACCAGCAACCAGAGAGAUCAUAAAGGAAGAAAUUCUGAAUGGUGGGUGUGGGAGGUGUAAAACAUGCGGAUAGUUUUUGGAUCUGUAGUUGAGAGCAAUGGGUUUGGACAUGACUGCCACAAACAGCUAUCAUAUAUUCAGUGUCAGAUCUCACACAUCCUCAGCUGUCUUGUUCCACCAGUAUUUGCCAUGAAAACAAAGAAUGGGAUAAGGGAUGCUCCCCCACCCCACAUCUUGGGUCAGUGUACUGAGAUGAUUUUAGGGACAUUUGUAUUUUAAAUUAAAUUCAUAAUCUAAUGGUAAAUUGGUUACCUAAUUAGUGCCUUUCUCUUUCAUCACUUGUUCUGGAUCAGUUUCAAUCAGUUUAGGGGAAAGAAAAAAGCAAAUGGGGAAACUUUUUAUUCAAA